UGCUGUCAGAAAGUCGCCGGGGAUAUCAGCAUUCCUCAGGAGCUUUUACAACCUGCACAUCUGCCCCGUUCUCUACUAAGAUCCACGUCUGUCUUCUCAAAGGACAUUUUGGGAUAUUUAUAAUUUCUCCUGGAAGCAGCACUUGAAAAAUAAAGGGAUUUUAUGUUUUACAAGAAUCCAGACGUUAGGAUGCACUGCUGAUGUGAGCUGAUCUGAGUUCGGCGUUUCUGAUGGAGCUGAAAGUUUGGGUGGACGGGGUUGUCCGAGUGGUUUGCGGCCUUUCAGAGGAGACAUCAUGCCAAGAUGUAGUCAUUGCACUUGCCCAAGCCAUUGGUCAGACGGGUCGCUACAUUCUUAUUCAGAGACUGAGAGACACCGAGCGCCAACUUCUGGCCAAUGAGCGUCCACUGGAGUCCUUGGCCAAACUGGGCCAGCACAGCAGCGAGGUGCAGUUCUUCCUCAGACGGACCGGCCCCAGCAGCAGCGAAGAGCCAAGUCCACACAACCACACACUUCCUCUCCACAAGCCGUCUACACCAGAAGCCAAACGGGGCUUGCCGAAAAAGUCCUUGACCUUCAACUUAGGUCCUUCCAGCACCUCUCGUACAAAAACAAAGGAUUUGCGGAAAACGCCUUCUCCUGAACAAAGGUUGUCCCCGGUUCCUCAAGCGGCGUACCUGCCCGGACCUUCCAAAGAGGACAUUUUCCGACGUUUACACCAGCAACAAGAGCAGUUAAGAAACCUUGAGUCCCAGCUGGUGACUGUAGAGACGGAAUGUGAGUCUUGCGAACGGUCAUCCGGUGAGGAAUCGACCUUACAGGAGGAGAUAGAUGUGUUGGAAGAGGCACUGUGGAAGAACCAGCAGGAGCUGGAGGAGGAGGAGCUCUGGGAGGCGGAGCUUAAGGCAGAAACAGAUCGGGAGCGGGGUAUGAAGCGAAGGUUGGGAGAGCUGCACGCUAAACUGGACGAUUGCGGGCAAAAGUUGCAUGAGUUCAACGGCCGUGCCUCGCAGCUCGUGAAGGACAUUCAGAAAGAGAGGCUGGUGGCGGAGACUUCGCCCGGCCGAGAUGACUCGAAAGACUCUGCAGAGGAAGUCAAGGUGGAGCUUGAAAGUCGACAAAAACAUGGGGAGGAGUUGGAGGCGGAGCUUAUAGAGCUGGAAAAGGCUCUUGGGAGGGCGGAGACUCUGCUGAAGGCUAAGGAGGACGAGGUGGAAGAGUUGAAUAAGGAGCUGAGACAGUGUAAUUUACAGCAGUUUAUCCAGCAGGCCGGAGCCCCUCAAUCCCGCACACAUCUCACCGAACAACUGGAACAACUGGACCUGAUGCAAGAACUGCAGGACAAACACAUCAACAAUGAUUCGCCUCCGCGUCCCACCGCCAAACAGUUUCUGGGUCACCCGCGUAACCUGCAGAACCCCCUGGUGUCCAGUUUGAAUCCCGAGGUCCUGAGAUCCAGCGAGUCAUCUUGGCAGUAAAAACCUGAAUCAUAGGGAUAAGGAUCUGUAAUGACUUUCUGCUAUAUACUCAACCCCUCUGUCUUAACUGUCCAUGUCAAUAUAGCCGUAUGUUAUAUAUUUACUGUAUAUAUGAAUUAUAUAUUUACUACUUUUUGGUACAUUUCAAAGAUUUCAUGUAUUUACUGUAAAGUAUGACCAGAAGAUUUUAUCUUGAAAACGUUUACUUUUGUCUAUGUAUUUAAA
Messenger RNA from Triplophysa dalaica, 1703 nucleotides. RefSeq names its product Ras association domain family member 7a (gene rassf7a). NCBI's taxonomy places the organism in Eukaryota, Metazoa, Chordata, Actinopteri, Cypriniformes, Nemacheilidae. The coding region runs from base 231 to 1478 and encodes 415 amino acids. The transcript is spliced from 6 exons. Gene Ontology annotation, biological process: signal transduction. The record is from RefSeq and is a predicted model, not a curated record.